UGCAGCGGGCCGGGUUGAAGCAAGUUCCUUUUCUCUUUCCCUACUUCCUCUCCCUGCCUCCGCCUCCGUGAAGCUCCUUCCCUCUCCGCAGCAGGUCCGAAGUGAGGGAUGAGAGUCCCGCCGAGGUCUACGUGAAUAACCGCCCGGACCCACGCGCCCCGGGGCGUGAGCUGCGGGAGCCCAGGCGAGGUCCGACUCACAUCGCCGCUUGCCGUCCAUGUCUCGUCCUGGAGCUCGAGUCGGGAGCCAGCCGGGUGUAGUUUGGUGAUGGCCGGGUUUCUCGCGAAAGGACCUUAGCAUCCGUUCCGCCCCGGUCGAGCCUCGGAACCAGAGUCAGGAAAGCGACCGCCGUCAUAUGCCGAGAUGUCGGGCAUCGGAAGCAAAAGAGCUGCAGGAGAGCCAGGCACAUCUGUGCCUCCAGAGAAGAAGACAGCUGUGGAGGACUCCGGGACCACUGUGGAAACAAUUAAGCUCGGGGGUGUCUCCUCAACGGAGGAGUUAGACAUUCGAACACUGCAAUCCAAAAACCGUAAACUAGCAGAAAUGCUAGAUCAGAGACAGGCCAUUGAAGAUGAACUUCGGGAACACAUUGAAAAACUCGAGCGACGCCAGGCAACUGACGAUGCCUCACUGUUGAUUGUGAACCGGUACUGGAGCCAGUUCGAUGAAAACAUUCGUAUCAUCCUUAAACGUUAUGAUCUGGACCAGGGUUUGGGAGACCUACUCACAGAAAGGAAAGCCCUGGUUGUGCCAGAGCCAGAACCCGACUCUGAUAGCAAUCAGGAGCGCAAAGAUGACCGUGAGAGAGGGGAAGGGCAAGAGCCAGCUUUCUCUUUCCUUGCUACCUUGGCCAGCAGUUCCAGUGAAGAGAUGGAAUCACAGCUUCAGGAGCGGGUGGAGUCCUCUCGCCGUGCUGUGUCCCAGAUUGUGACUGUCUAUGAUAAACUGCAAGAAAAAGUGGACCUCUUAUCCCGGAAGCUGAACAGUGGAGAUAACCUGAUAGUGGAGGAAGCAGUGCAGGAGCUGAACUCCUUCCUUGCGCAAGAGAAUGUGAGGCUCCAGGAGCUGACAGACCUCCUUCAGGAGAAGCACCACACCAUGUCUCAGGAGUUCUGUAAGCUGCAAGGUAAAGUAGAGACAGCUGAAUCACGAGUAUCUGUCUUGGAGUCUAUGAUUGAUGACCUGCAGUGGGAUAUUGACAAAAUUCGAAAAAGAGAACAGCGUCUCAACCGACAUUUGGCUGAAGUCCUAGAACGGGUGAAUUCAAAAGGCUAUAAGGUAUAUGGAGCAGGGAGCAGUCUCUAUGGCGGUACAAUCACCAUCAAUGCCCGGAAGUUUGAGGAAAUGAAUGCAGAGCUGGAGGAGAACAAAGAGUUGGCUCAGAACCGACACUGUGAGCUAGAGAAGCUUCGUCAAGACUUUGAAGAGGUCACCACACAGAAUGAAAAGUUGAAGGUGGAGUUGCGGAGUGCAGUGGAAGAAGUGGUUAAGGAAACCCCAGAAUAUCGCUGCAUGCAGUCCCAGUUCUCUGUUCUGUACAAUGAGAGUCUACAGUUGAAAGCCCACUUGGAUGAGGCUCGGACCCUGCUUCAUGGCACCCGGGGAACUCACCAGCGCCAGGUUGAGCUCAUUGAGCGAGAUGAGGUUAGUCUGCAUAAGAAGCUGAGAACUGAAGUAAUUCAGCUGGAGGAUACCUUGGCCCAGGUCCGCAAGGAGUAUGAAAUGCUGAGGAUAGAAUUUGAGCAAACCCUUGCCGCCAACGAACAAGCAGGUCCCAUAAACCGGGAAAUGCGCCACCUGAUUAGCAGCCUCCAGAAUCACAACCACCAGCUGAAGGGGGAAGUCCUGAGGUAUAAGCGGAAGCUGAGAGAGGCACAGUCCGACCUGAACAAGACGCGUCUGCGCAGUGGCAGUGCCCUCCUGCAGUCUCAGUCUAGUACUGAGGACGCCAAGGAUGAACCCACAGAGCUAAAGCAAGAUUCUGAGGACCUGUCCACUCAUCCAGCAUCGAAGGCAUCUCAGGAGGAUGCCAAUGAAGUUAAAUCCAAACGGGAUGAAGAAGAAAGAGAACGAGAAAGGAGGGAGAAAGAAAGAGAGCGAGAACGAGAACGAGAAAAGGAAAAGGAGAGAGAACGAGAGAAACAGAAACUGAAAGAGUCAGAAAAAGAAAGAGACUCUGCUAAGGAUAAAGAGAAAGGGAAGCAUGAUGAUGGAAGGAAAAAAGAAGCAGAAGUUAUCAAGCAGCUGAAGAUUGAACUCAAGAAAGCACAAGAGAGCCAGAAGGAGAUGAAGCUGCUGCUAGAUAUGUAUCGCUCUGCCCCCAAGGAGCAGAGAGACAAAGUGCAGCUAAUGGCGGCUGAGAAGAAGUCGAAAGCUGAGUUGGAGGAUCUCAGGCAAAGACUCAAGGAGCUGGAGGAUAAGGAGAAGAAAGAAAACAAGAAAAUGGCUGAUGAGGAUGCCUUGAGGAAGAUCCGGGCAGUGGAGGAGCAGAUUGAAUACCUUCAGAAGAAGCUGGCCAUGGCCAAGCAGGAGGAAGAAGCUCUCCUCUCUGAGAUGGAUGUCACAGGACAGGCCUUUGAGGACAUGCAGGAGCAGAACAUCCGUUUGAUGCAGCAGUUGCGGGAGAAGGAUGAUGCAAACUUCAAGCUAAUGUCAGAGCGAAUCAAAUCCAAUCAGAUCCAUAAGUUACUUAAAGAGGAAAAGGAGGAGUUGGCUGACCAGGUUUUGACGCUGAAGACUCAGGUGGAUGCCCAGUUACAGGUAGUAAGGAAACUCGAAGAGAAGGAGCAUCUGCUUCAGAGUAACAUCGGCACAGGGGAGAAGGAGCUGGGCCUUAGGACUCAGGCCUUGGAGAUGAAUAAGCGCAAGGCAAUGGAGGCAGCUCAGCUUGCAGAUGACCUCAAAGCCCAGCUGGAACUGGCUCAGAAGAAGCUCCAUGAUUUUCAGGAUGAAAUUGUGGAAAACAGUGUCACCAAAGAAAAGGAUUUGUUCAAUUUCAAACGAGCACAGGAGGACAUAUCUAGGCUUCGAAGGAAGCUGGAGACCACCAAGAAGCCAGACAAUGUGCCCAAGUGUGAUGAGAUUCUGAUGGAGGAGAUAAAGGACUACAAGGCGCGGCUGACCUGCCCCUGCUGUAACAUGCGUAAAAAGGAUGCAGUGCUUACCAAAUGUUUCCAUGUUUUCUGCUUUGAGUGUGUGAAGACUCGCUAUGACACUCGCCAGCGCAAGUGUCCCAAAUGUAAUGCUGCUUUUGGUGCCAAUGAUUUCCAUCGCAUCUACAUUGGCUGAUGACAGUCAAGAAGGAGGAGCUGGCUAGGCAAGCACUUACUCAUUAACCACCAGGCCUCCACCUCUUCUUUCCUUGACAGUUGGCCAGCUCCCUGGCUUCUCAGACUUUGUCCAGGCCUCCACCUCUUCUCUCCUUGACAGUUGGCCAGCUCCCUGGCUUCUCAGACUUUGUCCAGGCUCUCCUCUUCAGGAAAUAGAGAACAUUAGUGAAAAAGACCUCAAGGUUGUAGAAUGAACUAGAAGCUACUGCUCUUUGUCUUCCCUACCAGCGUUGUUUGUGUACUCUUCAGAUUUUUCAGCGUUAUCUUCUUGGGACUCUCCUAUUAACUUGGAUUGCCCAUUCUUCCUGAAGAAGACAGGCUGAUAGUUUUGACAUUGAGGGAGGGGAUACAGGUAGUGUGAACAUGCUAUUAUGGAGGAGAGAGCUUUUAGAAAUAAGCUUUCUAUGGGCCCAGACUUCUUGAUUUGUGUAGUAAGCCUUUUCUUAACCUAACUUUGGUUAUAAAACGGUAUAAUUAUGAUAAUCUCUCCUGGAAGGUUUUGAAGCCUUAAUGAAAUUAUAUCCAGGAUAAUUCAAUCCAUUUCCCACUUCUACCAAAGUGACUUUUAGGGUCACUUGGAUUUCUUGCUAAAGUUAUUUAUGUUUUAACUAUUUAGAUAGUUAAUAGCUUUUUUAAUUUCUUAAGGCGAGAAUAAUUUCAAACUGAUAGCCCCUAUGUUUUUUACUGGAAUCAGAAUCUAAGAAGCAUCUGAAAUGAGAUUAUGAAGAGAUCUGGGUAGUCUGGGAAUGUGACCCAGGGAGGUGUUGGUGAGCUAUGAAUUACUCUCAUCCUUCUCUCAAGAGGGAUUGCACCAUCCCUGUUUUCCAGAAGAUUCUCAGUAAUGUUUCUAUAGGAUUUUAAUAUAUUCCACAUACUACAAUUAAAGCAGGACUCAGUUUGUUUUUGUGUUUGUGUGUUUUUUUUUGUUUUUUGUUUGUUACAAAUUGUUGAUUUUAUUAUACCUGUUGUUCCAAAACUGAAUUUUUUAAGAUAAGGUCUCUUGCUAUGUAACCUAGACUGACCUUGAAUCACAGCCAUUGCCCUUCCUCAGCCUUGCUGGAGCUAAGAUUAGGGAUAUGUACCACCAUGCCCCAGUGAGAUGGAUUCUUUUGAACAGAACUAAUAAAAUUAAGAGACUGGCUGUGUUCCCAGUAUUUAUUUUUUUGAUUAAUUGAGUUAGUUUUCUGUCUUCUUAGUUGUUUGGAAUCAUACUACCUAAAAGGGAGCAUGUUGCUUUGUCUUCAGCACCUCGGCUGUGUUUUAAUCUACUGCUAUUUCAGCCAGCAAUUAUGACUCCACAGUUUUCUGUGGCAAGGGUGCUCAGGGGACAGUCUGGUGGAAAUUCCGUUCCCAUGGACACCUGCUCUGUCACUGCCACUAAAGAUUUAGCUAAAGCGAAAUCUCUCUUAUUCUAAAUAUAAGUAAGACUUGAGAUUAAAAGUCUGGGGUGAAAACCUGCUAGCUCAGAGAGGCUGAGUAGCACCUACCUUAACUCUCCUUAUUGGCGUCUCCCAAGAGGGCCCAUUGUUCCAGUCAGCAAAAUACAAAAGACACGCCACUCAAACCCUCCCACUACUUCAGAGCAUCUCUCCGUCUCUCCCACAUGCCCUCUGAGACUCUGAUUACUUUCUGUCAGCUAGUUGUUCACUCAGCCUCCUGACCCAAGGUUUAUUUUAUUUAAUUAGUGCAAAUGCUAACUCGGGGUGCAUGGUGUGAUCAAAUGUCCCCCAACAGGAGAGACUACAUAGGUUUCCUCCAGCUCACUGUGGAGGUAAGACGUAGUUUUCUCCUAGUGGGCUUUGGGGUAUGAACUUUGAGUUUUUUAGAAACUAGCAAAGCAGAAGUUUUCUCUGCCUGAUGAAGGGGUUAUAUAAAGUGGAUCCUUUUUAAUCAAUACCUGGCCUAGAUAAUGGUCAAGGGCAUGUUCUCUGUCUGUCCAGCAGCUGUCGUCAUUAGGUCUUCAUGAAUCCCACCAUUAUGUAGUAGGGAUUAUAUGAACAACGGGAGGUCAAGAUGAUGACAAGGAAAUCCACAGAGACAGCUAACGAGCUCCUGGGGACUCACGGGCUGCAGAUGAACAGCUAGGGAGCCGCAUGCGGGUGACAGUUGUGUGACUUGGUCUGCUUGUGGGCCCGGCAGUGGGACCGGGGUCUGUCCCUGGUGCUUAAGCCUGCCUUUUGGAGCCAGUUCCCUGCAGUGGGAUGUUAUGCUCAGCCUUGAUGCAGGGGUUGGGGGAGGGGCUUGUUCUGCCUCAGCCGAUUGCUGAUUGCACAAGGCCUUGUUGAUUCCCCAUGGGAGGCCUUACCCCAUUAGGAGGAGUGGCUAGAGGGUGGGCUGAGGGUUUGGAAGGAGGAUAGGGAGGGGGAACCAUGGUUGGUAUGUAAAAUGAAUAAAAAAUUCAAAAUAAAAAAAAUAAUUGACUCGUGUAAGUAGGAACCAAAGAAACUGUUGGUUUUUGUAUGUUGAAUUGGAUUUACACAGUGAAGAAAUCCUUGCUGUGGAAAAAAUAUUUAGAUCUUAAAUGUUUGGAAUACUAAUUGUCCCAUGAUAAAUAAAGCUUAGCUUUACCUUCCAAGGAUUUCUGUUCAGCUUUGGUCCCUUCCUGACAUUAGCUGUUAAGGUCUUAUAACCUGUUUCACAUUUAUUAUUGAGAUUUGGAUUUAGAAAGGGCAGUGUCUUAACACCUUAAUCCCCAACAUGUAGCAGAGGCACAAGGUGCUCAGUAAAGUUGUCUGAACAAUUCAGCUCUUUUGCUUUUCUGCCAGCUGUUCAAAAGUCUCUUAUUGUACACAUGUGUGAAUUGAAGCCUUAUUUUCUCUCUCUUUCAAAGUGCU
This is a messenger RNA of Chionomys nivalis (European snow vole), 6163 nucleotides long. RefSeq names its product ring finger protein 20 (gene Rnf20). The transcript is spliced from 21 exons. Gene Ontology annotation, cellular component: HULC complex; nucleus. Bases 364 to 3288 code for a protein of 974 amino acids. Lineage: Eukaryota; Metazoa; Chordata; Mammalia; Rodentia; Cricetidae. The record is from RefSeq and is a predicted model, not a curated record. Gene Ontology annotation, molecular function: ubiquitin protein ligase activity; metal ion binding.